Fomitopsis serialis is the source of this 2715-nucleotide messenger RNA. RefSeq lists its product as uncharacterized. The coding region runs from base 1 to 2715 and encodes 904 amino acids. Lineage: Eukaryota; Fungi; Basidiomycota; Agaricomycetes; Polyporales; Fomitopsidaceae. The record is from RefSeq and is a predicted model, not a curated record. The transcript is spliced from 9 exons.
AUGGCCACCUCCACCACAGUAGGGGAGCUUGCCCUCGGCAGUCGAGCCAUCGUCCAGCCUGGAAAGCAAGGCUUCAAGGAGAAACGCGACCUCGACGUCCUCAAUCUUCGCCUGGAGGAAUGGCGGAAGCUUCCGGAGGAUGGCGAGCAGCGAGGGGAGAUUGUCGCCGAGGCCGUUGACAAGCUAGGGAAGAUCAGGGGGUACCCCCUUGACAAUGUAAUGCGAGAGGAAGUUGGGCAGUGGUUCGCCAACCACGAGACCGACACGGAGGAUAAGGAGCCGGUGAGGAAGGACCUCAUCAAGCUCGGCAAGGACCUCUCAUGGCGCACGGUCUGUGCCCAAGCUCAUGAGCAGGAGCUGGAAGAGCUGAUAAAGAAGCAUGGGAACGGGAGGGAGAAGGACACGAAGCUGUAUCCGUCCAUCUACCAGACUGCGCUGAAGGAGCUUUGCGACGGAAUUCGCCCCCUCGACGAGGCGAAGUACCGGAAGACCGCCGCCGAGUACAACGCCACCGUGUGGCCGAGGGAGUACCAGUACAAGCACCUCGCCAGGCACGGCAACGGGAUGGUGUCCGAGUUCGUUCAGCUGAUGUGGAGGAAGUGUGGGGUGAGGGUGUUUGUGCUCGGGGCGUACUUGAGAGAAGACGGACAGACGGGGAACAUGCAAUGGGACUAUAACAAUGCGUAUCCUCGCAGCGGACCAGGCACCGAGCCGCCAAAUUUUAUCCAGGUCUUCAAGGAUUUCCGGCGGGGCAACACGUACGAGAUGUGGAAGAAGUACGCCGAGGACGCGUUCAACGCCAACGGGUUUGAAGGCGAGGAGAGUAUCGUCCCAUCGAAACUCAUCGACCGCAUCGAGUGGAAGUUCGACAAUGACGGGUAUCCCAUCCUGCCGCCGGCCGAUCACGAGUGCUUCAAAAAGACCGAUCACAAGCGUAUGUUCCUGAGUACGUUUGUCCGCAUGACAUACGCUCAUUACACCCGGCGCGAGAACAUCAGGGUGCCGUGGCAGUCCCUGUCGGAGAAGUCGGAGGAGUUCUUCGAGGACGGCUAUCUGCCGGCCGGCGUUGUUCUCAGCGACCCGAACAAGAUCCGCGCUGGGGACCUCGAUGCGGUCCUUCGUCACUGGCGUGUGAGGCAGGAUGCCGACGACGGAGAACCUGUGCUCCGCUUCAAGGCUUGGAGGAACGCGGCGAAACAGAUCGUGGAGGUCGAGGACGAGGAGGAAAGGGUGAGCUCACCAUCUCCGGCGCCCGAGCCUAAGCGGAAGCCCCAACCUAAGCCGAGACGCCGCCGUGCUUCCCCGGCCGCCCGACGUGCCUCUCGCCGAGCCAAGUCAGAGACGCCGGUGGACUCCUCAGACGACCAGGAGGCCUCGAGUGUGGACUCUGAUGCUGUGGGCCAUGGGUCGUUGUUCGAACCCGCCAAGGACCUCGAUGGUGCCUCCAGUGACGAGGAGAGCCAUGACGAGGACUCUGAUCACGCCCCCGAGGAGGUCGUGGUGGCCCGACCGAGCAAGGGCAAGGGCCGGGCGGUGAUUGCUGCCUCCAGUGACGAGGACGACGAGGAGGCUGUCCCGAUGCAGACGAAGACGAAGGAAGGCCGAGGAGGAGGUCCAUCUAAGGGGGCUCAGAAGAAAGGUGGACAGUCGGUGGGUGGAAAGAGUGCAGGGGGCGGGGCAGGGAAGACCAGCAAGGGGAAGGAUAGCGCGAGAUCCACACAGUCGGCCGGCGCAUCACGCAACCAGGCCGCCGGUGACCAGCCGGUGGUUAGCACAGGGUCGGUCGAGCAGUCGGCCAAGCCAAAGUCUGGCGGUCGUGUGUCGAAGAAGAACCGUGACACCGUGGCCGAGGGUAACGACGAAGACGCCGGUGAAGAGGGCGAUGUCCCGGUGCAAGCUCCGGCCCCCGCAAAAGCACCGAAGCCAGCCGUGGCGAAGAAGUCUACCACAGCCCGCCCAAAGCAGUCAACCAAGAGUGACAGCGACGCCGAGGAUAACGAGGAACCUGAUUCGCCAGCUGCCGGCCCGCCGAAGAAGAACACCGCCGGCGCCGAGCCGAGCGGUAGCAAGCCCGGCCCACGCAUUCAGAAGGGCAGUCCGGCGAAGGUCGCCUCGGAUGUGGAUGCCCGGCGCAAGUUCUUGCAGGUUCUCUGUGGCGACGACGAGAUUGGCAAGAUGGUGAAGGCUGCUCUGAAGCUUCCUGACGCCGGGACUUGGCACUCGACAACAAAGUGGGAGUGGGCCAGCUGGUCGUACCGCCGAGCAACGUGCCCCUCCUCCAUCCACAACGACAAGAAGGAACUGACACAGUUCCGCCGAUGGCUCACAACGAUGGAGUCGUCCCUCGGCGAAAAUGUCAUGGCGUGCGAUGACGGUCUGCUGGUAACACUGGCUGUGGGUAUGCUGAUCCACGACAUCGAGAGCAAGGACGUCGCCCCGAGCUUGAACCACGGAGUGCCGCAGUAUGUGCUCGAUUCCCACUUGGAUGCUGCAGUUGCCGCGGACCUCGUCAAGCGUUGCAAGAAGAUUCGGGCUCGCUGGGAGGCAGGAUCCGCCACGGGUUCCAAGCGGCCCGCCGCUGCGGUCGAUGACGAAGAGCUCGGGACUGGGAAGCGGACGAAGAAGCCCCGCACCGAGCCUGGGCCGCCGGCCGGGUCAUCCAAGCCCUCAGGCAGCAAGGCUCCGGUUAAGCGUGGCUCUCGGGGGAAGAAGUAG